Python bivittatus (Burmese python) is the source of this 3604-nucleotide messenger RNA. It is a transcript of the gene RBM24, whose product is annotated as RNA binding motif protein 24. Gene Ontology annotation, cellular component: nucleus; cytosol. Gene Ontology annotation, biological process: regulation of alternative mRNA splicing, via spliceosome; mRNA stabilization; positive regulation of myotube differentiation. The record is from RefSeq and is a predicted model, not a curated record. Gene Ontology annotation, molecular function: mRNA 3'-UTR binding. NCBI's taxonomy places the organism in Eukaryota, Metazoa, Chordata, Lepidosauria, Squamata, Pythonidae.
UAUCUCUUCUUGGAAAACUCCUGUUUACCUACAGGUUGUGCUUCACUACUGGAAUGCAUCCUACAUGGGUUGCACUCGGAAAGCACAUCAAUCUAAGUGUGUUCAAAGGGCUGGUUGGUCUGGAUCAUAUCACGACUGGAGCACACCAUGAUCUGCACUGUUUUUCUAGAAUGUUGGCUUACAGCUUGGGAGCUAUGCUCAAUUCUCUGUGCUGCACAGUCCACAGGAUGAGUGCAGGCAAGUAAGAGAUACAAGCCUCCCUCUUCCUUCUGUCUUUAGCUCAUCUAAUAACAAGGACUGAAAGUGAUGUUUCUUAUUGGGAAAUGCCACCACAUGUUACCUCACUUUCUCACUUGGUGGGUGUGUCUCUUUGAUAGGCUUGAUAGGAAAGGGUCAGAACUGCCUCCUUAGAAAGUGCAAAGAAGGGAAAGCUGCUGCUGACUCUGCUUGCUCCUCCUUAGUCAUUGCAUUGGGCAGGACUGAGUUUGCUCACAGUCUUCACCACUCUCCUUCCCUGCGAGAGAGGGUAAGCUAGCAGGAGAACCCAAACAGCCAUCAUUGUCCACUCACACUCCGUGGAACGCCCGGGGAAAGGUAGCCUCUCCUACUCUGGGCCAGAGCUGGGGAACUCGCGGGCCUUCAGGCCUCAUGGACGAUACUUCCCGGCAGCGCCGCCCCUGACGGACGAGCCAAUGGGAAAUUGGGAGCCCAACGCGCCUGGUGGACACAAGAUAGGGGAAGGGUGGCCUAGGCACGGCGCUAGACAGCGCAAUCCCCGCCUCUCUCUCCGGACUGCCCAAGGCUGAACUUCUUCGACUAGCCACGUGCUCUUCACGCUCUCUUAGCGAAGUAUGGGGGAAGCUGGCUGACGGGUCUGUAACAGACGACCAAAGAAGGCUAUAUUGUGUAGCGUCUGGGAAGGCGGAGAGGCGACGCAGCUCCUGUUUUGCAGCGCUGUCAGCCAAGCAACAGGAGCAACCGAGAGGUUCCCUCUUAGACCGGCGGCCGCUUUUCUCACAGGGCGCCGCUUAGCGCGCAGGUGGAGAGGGUGCCCGAACAUCUCCACCCCCCCGCCCCCGCUUUCGUCGUUCUCUCCCCCACGCCACGCGCUUGUCCCUGCAACCGGGUUUUAUAGCCCUGCCGGCCCCAGGAAGAGACCAAUAACCAGAGGGGACUCCGCCCGGCUACCCGCCCCUCUGCGCGCGGGGAGGGGGGAAGAGGCGGCGGAGCGGGGGAGCUCGCGCGUGUGACAUUUGGGGAAAACCUUCAGCCGGCGGAAGACUUCCCUGCACUUUCCUCGCCCUCUCUCUCCAACACCGUCUACCUCAAGAGCAUCCGACGAGGCUUCCUGUUUGUCUCGGAGCCGAGAACAGAACUGUUCGGACCGGGAGAAAGGAGGUUUCCUGUUCGGCAAAGGGAGUUGUUGCCGCUGCUGCUGUUGCGUGGCCGGUGAAGCGGACUCUGGACGGAGGGGAGAGGUCUUUUUUGGAAGAUGCACACGACCCAGAAGGAUACCACGUACACCAAGAUCUUCGUCGGGGGUCUGCCCUACCACACCACGGACUCCAGCCUCCGAAAGUAUUUCGAGGUCUUCGGUGAGAUCGAAGAAGCUGUGGUCAUCACCGACAGGCAGACGGGCAAAUCCCGGGGAUACGGAUUUGUGACAAUGGCUGAUCGAGCUGCUGCUGAAAGGGCCUGCAAAGAUCCUAAUCCAAUCAUUGAUGGCAGAAAAGCUAAUGUGAAUCUUGCAUACCUAGGAGCAAAACCAAGAAUUAUGCAGCCAGGUUUUGCCUUUGGGGUUCAACAGCUCCAUCCUGCCUUAAUCCAGAGACCCUUUGGGAUCCCUGCUCACUAUGUAUACCCGCAGGCUUUUGUGCAACCUGGAGUAGUUAUUCCACAUGUCCAGCCUACAGCUGCUGCUUCCACCACACCCUACCUUGACUACACUGGAGCUGCAUAUGCUCAGUAUUCGGCCGCCGCUGCCGCCGCCGCCGCUGCCGCCUAUGACCAGUAUCCCUAUGCAGCUUCCCCAGCUGCUGCAGGAUAUGUCACUACUGGGGGAUAUGGCUAUGCAGUCCAGCAGCCUAUCACUGCAGCAGCACCUGGGACAGCUGCAGCAGCAGCUGCUGCUUUCGGCCAAUACCAGCCACAGCAACUGCAAACAGAUCGUAUGCAAUAGCAGAUGGACCUGGCGAGAAAGCAUUCUUUGUUGUUAUUCCUAUCGUUUUACCUUCGAGCCUUCCAGUAGAAAUAGUUUUAAAAGAGGCAAUUAACUUUUAAGUAAUCCAGCUUUAAAGACGCUACAAUGCAAUAGAAUAUUAUAAGAACAAAUACCACUGUCUUUAAACAUUAUGCCUCCCAUAGAAUGAAUAAUAUUGUGGGAUAGCUUUUGUAAGAGUUUCUAAGUAUCAAGCAUCAUCCUAUCACGAAAGCAUAACCAAAGUAACCAAAAAAAGCUGAUUUUUAAAAAUUAGGUACAUUUUACAGUAGCCGGGGUAAAAAGUUCACGUGAGCAAUAUGUAACAUGCAUCAAGUUGAAGAUUACUAUUACUUAAAUAUUGAAAGCACUGACUGUCAUUGCAACUUUUCAGUAUGGCCUAUUUUGUGUGAAUAAGUAGGAAAAAAACCUUUUUUUGACGAUCUCAUAGUGGGCAUCGAACAAACUAAGAAAUAUGGCUCGGGAGGUGGGGGAAGGGUAGACAGUACCAAAGUUAUUUUCUCAUCUGUCCCCUCUAUGAAUGGGACUAUGGAGCAAGUGGUGUGGAAUUAAAGGGUGUAACAGCUGUACAGACAAUCAAUGACAUAGCCCAUUCUGGAAAGAACACAUCACUUGUUCUCAUUUGAUGAGCUUGUCACGUUCUAAUCCCUCUCCCCAUCCUGUUUCACUUUUAGGAAAUUUUGACUGCUGGUGUCAGCUAUUCUGAUUCUGAAAUAGGAUCAGCUCUCUAUUACAACAGCUUUCUCUUUUUAUUUACUGUAUCUAUUCAUGGCUUGCGAAUAAAGGCAGGAAGAAAUGUGCUGAAUUUAAAUAUUUAAGAACUGUACUAGGGAAUGCUUUUUGCAAUGAUUUGUAUACAAAUUAAUUCCUAUUUAAAUAUUUAUUUGCAAAACAUAGGUCUCUUUCAUGCGGCUACUUGUUGAGACUGCAAUUCUUCAAAGGUUAAUUCUAUGUGAGCUAUAUUGUGCCUUAAUUGUAAUGCUAUUUAAAGAUAUAUUUAUUUUGAAAGUUGUACGAUGCUGCAUUCUAAAGAAACCCACUUUAGAUGUGAAACUGUAAAAUAUUGUAUUCAUCUCAUGGUGUAAGUUAUUUAGCAGGUUUAGCAGUAGUAUAUAAAAUAAUUAAGCAAUUAAAGAUGCUGACAUAGGUUUAUUAUCUUCAAUAAACAUACUUUUGUAAGGGUACUUUUAAAAGCUUUUGGAAAGGUUUUGAUCUUUAAAAUGCUAGUUUUAUGAUUUUCCCUCUGUUUCACUGACCACACACCUGUUUUCUUGGAUGAAAGCUCUACUGGUUUUCAGUGAAGCUUACAUACUCUGAAGUAUGUUAAAAUACUCCACAUGUUGGUUCAGGAGUAAGACUCAAUUAAUAAAUUACUGUUGUCUAUAA